AUGUCCAUCAAGGCAGCCAUCCUCGGGGCGAUGAUUAUGGCCCCAAUGCAGUCCCUGUUCACUCAGAUGGCCGGAACGGUGGACUUCAUGGAAGUGGCAUGCUCAGCCACGAGUGCACUCAGCACUGAGAUGGAAGCAAAUGGCUACUCGAUCCAGAGAGUGAACUAUCUGGAGGGCUUCGACCUUGACAAGAAGUCUGGCACAGAGAAGCUGACCACCAGCAUGAAACAACUGAAGCCCAAGAUGACAUGGGAACAAGCAAACUUCGAAAAGCGGCAGCAGCGUGAUCUCAAGCGCGCUGAUGAGGACGUGCAAGUCCAUCUCCUGGGAGUUGAUGAAGAUGAAUCCCAACAAAGCUGGGAAGGUCAAGCAAGACGAGAUGAGCCUUCCAUCCUGGCCCUGACGAGACAGUGCUAUCCUGAAGAAAGGUCAUCCCUCCAUGGCAAACUUGCAGCAGCCCGCAACGCCCCUCCUUGGGCAGUGGCCUUAGCAGGUGAACUCCGGUGCAGUGAAUGCAUCGAAGCAAAGAAGCCCCGGCCAGCUCCGCCUGCAAGCACAGGUGAACUUCCAGCUCUGUUCGAGCAAGUCGGGACGGACGUUUUUGAAGUGGAGUUCAACCACCAUGAAUCCCAAGAAGCUCAAAAGGCCAAGUUCAUUCUGUGGCGGGACAGAGCAAGCGGCCUGGCCCAAGUCGACCUGGCAAGUUCGCAAUUGGGAGUGAUCGACUUCAUGGGCCGAAGCGGCAUUGGGCUGAUGAAUACCCCUGCAGAAGCACACUGGUUGCUUGGAGCUGAAGAAGGCUGCAUUGGCCUCCUGAAGGCCACAUUGUCUCGCUUGAAGAAAGAGACACCAGCCCUCGAUAUUGAGGCUCAACUGACCGGCAAGAGGAAGACGCACAUGAAGGCCCUCAUCGAAGGAUCCUCCCAAGUCCUGAUUGAAGAUGACUAUAAAGAGUCAGAGGAUCCCCACCGAUUGCUCCAAGAACGGUGGACAGGGGAAACUUGGUUUGAGAUUUCAUCUGCUCAAGCAAGCAGUGGCCCGCAGAAGAGGGCGCCAAAAUUAGGUGCAAGCAAAGCCGUGAAGAAGAAGGCCAAGGCCACACCUCUCGAGGGAGAGGACACGGCAGCUAAUGAGACAACAGGAUCGGGAGCAGUCAUCCCCAUGCCUGAUGAAAGCCUGCAAGAGGCUCUUCGUGAACGUGGUCCGGAUGCAGUUGAUGGCAUCCCUGGCAAUCCAGUAAGCGGACCUGCAGACCAUUCUGGAAACCAUUGUAAAGUCCAGAACUGCCAGCUCCCCGGAGGUUUCUUCGUCAAGUUCGAGCUCUUCCUCGAGCUCAUCCUCUUCAGAAGAAGAAAUGGUGACGAGGUGGCACCGAAUGUGCACUUCUUGGGCCACUACGGUGUGGCCUCUGUGGUGGGCCUCAAGGUCCUAAGCCGUGCCGCCCAGCUGGCCAAAGAGCAGAAGCUGCCUGUGUUGCCUGUAUACUUUUUGGAUCCUCGUCAGUUCCAGUCCACCAAGUUUGGCACGCUGAAAACGGGUGCCUUCCGUGCUCUCUUCCUCCUGCAAUCGGUGCGGGUCUUGAAGCGGCGGCUGCGAGCAAUAGGCUCUGACCUCUUGAUACAGGUUGGAAAGCCGGAGGAGCUUUUGCCCAAACUCCUUGCUGAGAAGUCCAUUGUACUGACACAGGAAGAGGUGACCUCUGAAGAGCUCAGGGUGGAUGAUGCGUUGCGGCAAGCGCUACAGCAAAAGGGCUGUGAGGCCUUUGAGUACUGUUGGGGCAGUACCCUCUUUCACAAGGAUGACUUGCCCUACCAGAAGGACUUGAGGGACGCUCCGGAUGUUUUUACGACCUUCAAGAACCAGGUGGAGCCUGAAAUGGCUGCAAGAGUCAACGAGGUUCCAGAGACCUUUCGUGGUGGCCGAAAAAGCCGCAGCUCCAUGGGAGUCAGGCCCUGUUUGCCGGAACUGACAGCUGGCAGCCUACCGUUCCCUGAAACCGGAGCGGCCCUGGACUUUGAGCUGGUCUUUGAACCGGAGUGGAAGGACUUGCCGUACCCAGCACCUGUUGAUGAACCCGUUCUGCCUGAGACGGCUGCCAUGCACUUCGAAGGUGGUGAGGAGGCUGCUCUUGCGAGGCUUCAGUAUUACUUGUUUGAGACAAACGCAGUCGCCAAGUACUUUGACACGCGCAACGGCAUGCUGGGUCCAGACUACUCCACGAAAUUGGCUCCGUGGUUAGCAUUCGGUUGCUUGUCCCCGCGAAAGAUCUUCGAGCAGAUCCGCGAAUAUGAGAAGGAGAUUGUGGCAAACAAGUCCACGUAUUGGGUGCUUUUUGAGCUGAUGUGGCGCGACUUCUACCGCUUCUUUGCCGCAAAGCACGGCCGCUCGGUGGAUUUGGGGCGUGAAAUGGAUGGCAGGAAGCAUCUGGUUGCGAAAGGCAAUCAAAUCUUCAAGUUGCAUGGCAUCUCUGGAAAAGGAGAUUGGAAGCCAGAUCAAGAACUCUUCCGGCUUUGGGCUGAAGGAAAAACCGGAUACCCUCUGGUGGAUGCGAACAUGCGAGAGCUUAGUGCCACUGGCUUCAUGUCCAACCGAGGGCGUCAGAACGUGGCCUCGCAUGAACCUAGCUGGGUGUAUAUCCCCAAAUCCACCGAAAUGUAUCUUCAUACCUUCCAGAUGACGCCUCCGGCGACCAGUGUGGCGUGGUGUGGGGUGAAGACUCCUGGUCGCCUUGACCGUGAGGAUGGCGCCUACUUGAGACAUUGGCUCCCCGAGCUCCGUCGCUUGGAAUCAAGAGGACGUGAGGAGAAGGUGAAAUUUGGUGCUGAGAGCUACCCUCCUCCGUGCCUGGACCCUUCGAAGUUCCGUGAUGAUGCUUCGUCACGGCCCCGCAAGAAGAACCGUGGAUGGCCCAAAGGCAUCUACCCCAUGAGUGACGGCUGGGUGCCACCCUGCUAUCCAAAAGAGGAAGAGCUUAUAGAGUAUGAGAACCGUAUGAAUGCCAGGAAAAAGGCAACCUUAGUCAAGCGGCACCUGUGCAUCAAGGAGCCACAGCUGCAACAGCUUUCCAAGACGGAAUUCGCCCAGAAGAGUGAGUACUCGAUGCUCGCCUACGGCAUUGGUGAGGGUGAGUAUUCCGGGGAAGGCGAUGACCGCAGCUACUUUGUCAUCCUCUACUACGAAGCCGCCAAGAAGAGCAAGGUGGAGAGGGCCUUCAAGUCUACAGGCGUGGAGCUUGCAGACUAUGAGCAGGUGGUCGUAGAUCCCGAUUCCAAGAUGGAGCAAGAGGAGAAAUUCAUGUAUGCCCACGGGGCUGGGAAUGCCGGUGAGUGCAUCGUCGGCGAGUACGAGUAUCACGUGGUUCCAAAGGGCAGCCCUGACUAUGAUGACCCCUGGGGGCCAACUCAUCCCGAAGAUCGCCAGAACCGUUCAGUGGUCUAUUUGACAGAUGCGAACAUCGAGGGUGACCGCGGGCUCUUCGCCGGUGCCCCCAUGCCACUGAAUGAGGAAGCCAGGUUCAUCGAUGGUUGCUACACUCCCCUGGCCAUUGACCGGCUCUGUGAAGAGAUCGCGGACAGUGGAGGUGUAGAUCUACUCUUGACUUCAGAAUGGCCAAAGGGCGUGAUGACCACCUUAAAGGAAGCCUGGCCAGAAGAGGCAGACGUCAGAAAGCUUGCAAAAGGCGCUGCUCGGCAGUGCUCCAGCCCAGCAGUGGCGGAGCUGGCCGUGGCCGCCGAGCCGAAGUACCACGCGGUUGGCCUGGGUGGAGUCUUCUGGCGGCGUCAGCCUUGGCGCCACGAGCGUCGUGGUGAGGUUGAAGCCUCGACUGGGGUGCUGAAGUGUGGCGUUUGCCGCAUGAUUACACUAGGUGCUGUGGAUGGUAGCAGACCGGGUGUCAAAGAUAUGCCCACUGCGAAGUACAGCCAUCGUUACAAGAAGCCGGAGGACACCUGCUUGGAGAUACUCCUUGGAUCUUGUGUUAUGGGAAUCACCUUGAACUCCUUGCAACUACUUGGUAAGAUCACAUCUUUUGCGUUCUCCUUUCAUUCUUCUUGCCCAAAAACCGGCAUACAGCCUUCAACCCGGCGAUAUCAAAAAGGAAGAAACAAACGAAAACACAGAAAAGCAGCCGUGAAACAAGGACGAGGCGCCUCCGAAACCUCAGAAGUGGCUCCAUGGCUUGGAGUUGGACCCCAAGGUGGGGAUCUCACUCCUGUCUCCGGAGAUCGUUCCAAAAAGCUUUAA
This is a messenger RNA of Durusdinium trenchii, 4242 nucleotides long. NCBI's taxonomy places the organism in Eukaryota, Dinophyceae, Suessiales, Symbiodiniaceae. The record is from the annotation of a GenBank genome assembly.